This is a messenger RNA of Naegleria gruberi, 471 nucleotides long. RefSeq lists its product as uncharacterized. The record is from RefSeq and is a predicted model, not a curated record. Lineage: Eukaryota; Heterolobosea; Eutetramitea; Acrasida; Naegleriidae. Gene Ontology annotation, biological process: translational termination. The coding region runs from base 1 to 471 and encodes 156 amino acids. The transcript has a single exon.
AUGUUGGAAGAUCAGUUGAAUUUUAUUGAUAACACUAUUGCUGAUAUCAACAAUAAUGAGGAAUUAUUAAAGCUCUCUGAAAUGGAAAAUGAUAAGGAAAUGAUUGAAUAUAUUCAAAAAUCGUUGAGUGAUCUGAUAAAUGUUUUAGAAAAAAAGGAAAUUGAGUCAUUUUUGUCUGGUCCACAUGAUUCAAAGGAUUGUUAUUUGGAAAUUCACACGGGUGCUGGUGGAGAGGAUGCAUCUGACUGGUCUCAAAUGUUAUUGAAUAUGUAUAUAAAUUGUUUAAGAGGUUCUGAAUUAUCUUCCUUUGAGGUUACAUUGGAAGACACUUCUUUCAAGGAAACAGGAAUAAGAAGUGCUUUAUUGUUCAUAUCUGGAAGAUAUGCCUAUGGAUAUCUUAAGCAUGAGCAAGGCGUCCAUAGGCUUGUCAGGUUGUCACCUUUCAAUGCCGAUGUAAGUAUCCAAUAUUGA